Molecule: messenger RNA, 5274 nt
Organism: Oreochromis niloticus (Nile tilapia)
Lineage: Eukaryota; Metazoa; Chordata; Actinopteri; Cichliformes; Cichlidae
Gene: kdm8
Product: lysine (K)-specific demethylase 8
Exons: 8
Coding region: 367-1620 (417 amino acids)
Cellular component (GO): nucleus
Molecular function (GO): histone H3K36 demethylase activity
Source: RefSeq, a predicted model, not a curated record
GGUGUGUUUUUGUUGUGCCACAGGCGUCAGAGUAGCGCGGGCGUGUGUGUGGAGUUGCUCCGUAAUUUCACAGAUAUUAUCGGAUUAUUGGUGUAAAUGGCUUAGUAAAAGGUAAAUGUGGCAUUUUAGGGAUUUAAUUUGAACUUAAAUAAGUCUCCGUGUUUACGAGUCAUCGUGAAACAUUGUCGUCAAAACGUUUUUCACAAGUGUGCAAAAUUCACAGACUGCAAGUAACAGAAAAGAGACGAAGAAUGACAGAAGGAAGAAAGGGAUAAAUAUGGAAAACUGUAAAUAUUUUCAUGAGGUCUGGUCCUCUAUUUCUGUGUCCAUAAACCUGUUUCAGUAAAAAUAACGACCUUCUCGUCAAUGGCAUCGCUGUGGUCAAAAAUCUCUCCAGUAGUGCCUGCUAAUGAAGACCAGUUUCCACUGCAAUUCAGUGACAAAGUGGAGCUGAGUGUGGUGGAAAUGCUGCAACGGUCCAGGAAGCAGCUGUACAGCGACAUCACAAGUUCCAGCCGGUUGCUUAAUGCUCAGAUUAUUUUGGACAUUUCAUGGGAGAAGCUCAACACCGGAACAUGGCGGCACGUGGACAAGGAGUGGAGGCGCGUUUACUCGUAUGGCUGCUUCUUCAAAGUGGCGGCACUGUGUUGUGAAAGUCCGUCCGAAGACAAGAUCCUGGAGGCUGUUCGGACUUGCGACAUGGGUCUAAUCAUGGGCGCGGCCAUCAUGGGUGAUAUACUUCAGGUUAUUGUUCGGAUUCUGCAAAGUCACAUAAGGACAUUGAACUCUACUAAAGAAGAGGAUGAGAGUGAACGUGCUGAGGUCAAGAGAAUAAAGAUUGAAAGCCCGCUUGUCUCUGCAAUCAAAGAAGAGUUGGCGGUUCCCAGGAUAAGGUGUCCUUCACUGGAAAGUUUCAAAACAAACUACCUGCUCCCCCUCAAACCGGUGAUUUUAGAAGGAAUCAUCGACCAUUGGCCUGCUUUCAACAAACACCCCUGGAGCAUAGAAUACCUGAGGUCUGUGGCCGGCUGCCGGACUGUUCCUGUUGAAGUGGGAUCCAGGUACACUGAUGAGGAUUGGUCACAAACGCUGCUCACGGUCAAUGAAUUCAUUGAUAGAUACAUUUUGAAUAAAUUUGUUUUGUGUAUCAACAUUGAACAGGAUGGAGUGAAAGCUUUGGGUUAUCUGGCUCAGCACCAGCUUUUUGACCAGAUACCAGAGCUCAAGGAUGAUAUCCGCCUCCCUGAUUAUUGCUGUCUUGGUGAAGGCGACGAAGAGGAUAUUACUGUGAAUGCGUGGUUUGGUCCCGGGGGUACUGUCUCUCCUCUUCAUCAAGAUCCUCAACAGAACUUUCUGGCACAGGUAGUGGGAAGCAAAUACAUUCGCCUAUAUUCCCCUGAGAACACAGGCAAGCUGUACCCUCAUCAAUCACAGCUGCUUCACAAUACCAGUCAGGUGGAGGUGGAAAAUCCAGAUGCCGAGCGCUUCCCAGAGUUUGCCAAAGCUCCAUAUCUCGAAUGCAUGUUACAGCCUGGAGACGUUCUUUUCAUCCCUGUCCGACACUGGCACUACGUCCGCUCCUUAGAGCUCAGCUUCUCUGUCAGCUUCUGGUGGUCGUGAUUGCAGUUUCUAAAUGAAAAACCAUAUAGCAUGUGUGUAAUGAAACUAGUUCAGCCUGAUUUCUCCUGCUGUUGAAGAAGGUCACUGGAGAGCUUUUAACUAAUGUGAGGCUAAUAAAAGUAUUAGGACGACCUCUGAUUACAAAAACCUUUGAUCCAUGAACUAUGCACACACAUUGCUCAAUGAUUACUUUAAUUGUGCUGCUGAUGAUUGCAACAUCUAUUAUGUGGAAAGCGACCGGCAGCCACAGAAAACAACAAAUGAGCAGUUAAAAGUGUUUCUGCUCAUUUCAUUCUGCAUAUAAUUUACAGAGGGUUGUUAGUCAUCUAAUUUGAUAGGGUAUGUUUCUCUUUUCAAAUUGGCUUAUUUAAUUGUGUUCUCAACCUUAUUCCCACAAAUAUUCUCAGAUGUGUGAUUUCCAUAAUUCAUGGAAAUGAGGCAAGUCUUCAAAUUUAAUAACCAAGUGAGCUACAGGUACAGAAAUGUGGUAAUAAACACGGCUCUCUGGUUAAACUGACAGUCUGAGCUAAUCAAGCAGGUCACAGAUGAAAAUUAAUAAAUUAAAUGAAUUAAUCCCCUGGGCAUACACAGACUUUGAAAUUAAAACCAUCUCAUUGGUAAAGUACUUUGACAGCACAACUCUUGUUUGGCACCAGAAGCGCAAAACCUGACAACAAAGGGAGCAGCAGAUUUCAGACCUCUGACAAGCCACAGUCGUGUAUCCUGUAGGUCCUGUUCAGUCAAGCCUGGUUAUUACAACUAUGAUGUGAGGAAGUGACAAAAUUAAGCAGAUCUGCCCUAAUGUGCGUGUUUGAUCUGGAUUCAGUCAGAAGUAGCGGUGUUUUGGGAAAUCAAGGCAGUGUCAGACAGGUGAACUUGAAGAGUUGUGGGGAAUGCUUUGAUAAAGCACUUUAGCUCAAGGAAAGGAUAUAUAAUAGACACUUUUUCCUUCAGUUUAAGAGGGUAAAAAAUACAAAGGAAUUGUAGUUCAAAACAACAAAGUGGCCUCAACAAGCUAAAAUAUUUUUCUGAAAACAUAAGCUAUAUACUGUCUGACUCUGAAAAUGAUUUAGCCAAAAAAAAAAAGCAUAAAUAGUCAUGUGAAACAUUCCUUUGAACAUGGUGGCUUGUGGGCAUUCAUUUAUGCACAGCUCUCUUGAGGUCCCCCCACAGCAUUUCGAUCAGGUUGAAGCCUGAACUUUAACUGGGUCAUUGCAACACCGUGAUUCUUUUCUUUUGUUGUAGAUUUUCUCCUGUACGUAGGAUCAUUGUCCUGUUACAUGACCCAGUUUUGGCCCAGCUUUAGCUGUCAGACAAAUGGCUUCACAUUUGCCUCUAGAAUACUUCAGCAUACAGAGGAAUUCAUGGAUGAAUCGAUGACUGCAAAGUGCCCAGGUACUGUGGCUGCAAAACAAGCCCAAAUCCUCACCCCUACACAGUUGGUCUGAGGUGUUUGUGCAGAUGUGCUGUGUUUGGGUUUUCAAACCUUUCAAACAUCUGACCUUGGGGUAGAUUUGCUGGUAUGUCCACUCCUGGGAAAAUUGUAGCAUUGUUAACACACACCAAACUUAAAAUCUCUACUUUGAUAGAAGUGGUCAGACUUGCUGAUGAUCAGUUCAUCAAGUGGGUUUUAUUAGCAACAUCUGGCUACUUAUCUUCGAAUUCCUACGAAAGCAAGAAGGGUGUAUUUCACAUUCCUAGUUUUUCACAGGAAUGCACAGAGUCCUGUGAAAAAAAUAUAUUAAUGUAUUUGUAUUACAGAUGUAGUUUUAAUGACUGCAAAUGGACCAGUGAUUAUACAGCUAGCUGGUGAGAUGGAUGCAGCUACUGUACAAGCUUUCAUAUUUUUUGUUUUAUUAAACAUUUUUUUCUUUUUGGUAAAUCUUAAGAAUUCACGACACCACACUAAUCAUUUAGCAGCUUAAGGCAAUCAUAAAGGAGAAAAAAGGGACAAACCAUUCCUUCUAAAGGUACUAAGGUAAAAUAGCAAUGCCCUCUGCAGCCUCUGAUUUACUUAUUUUUCCUAAUAUUUUUAUGCACAAUUUAAAUUUCAUGUUUUAGUAUGUUUAACUAAAAAUAUACUUACAAACACCCAUUAUCACAAAUGGGCAUAGAUAUUCUGUUUGUAGUUUAUUUCUGGGUCAAUUAAAUUCUCCCAACCUACACUGCAGUAUUGUAAUUUUGGUAAAACCAAGCAAAAGUAGUUUUAAUAUUUAAAAAUAUGCAAGUUUAGCUAUGAGGCCUCUUUCCCUUUUUUGUUUCUGUAGAUACAGGUGGCGUGAUAAAUAUUGCCUCCUGCAUUAAAGAUGCCAGUGUUUGGCCUGAUUUCUGCAAAUUUCAGGUAAUAGACUUAUCCAAAGUUGGUUACUUUCCUCACAAGCUUAUCUCUCCAAACUUAAUAAUAUGAACCCUGCCAGGAUUUAAUUCUUUAAGUAAAUGCUGUACACUUCACUUAGCCCUUCAGUGCUUUGUUGUUGUCAAGUAAGUGGCACAAUUGACUUAAGAUCACACAAAACUGCUUACUCUCAUUAUAAUGUAAUCAAUACUCAAUUACCAGUGAAGUAAUGUGGGACCUCUGGGCCUGUAACCCUUUCCCUUAAACUUAGACCUCGCUUCGCCUUCUUUUUGAUUAAUGGUGAUUGAUUUUCAAAUAAAUCUGGCAAAUCAGGAUUAGAUCCAUUCGAUUUACAGUAGGCAAUAGACAAUACAGUUACUUCUGGAUGUACAAGUUUUAGUGAGAAAAUACUGGAACCCAAAUCUGAAACACAGAUUUGGAAAAAGCUCAAGAUUAUUUCUGUACAGAUAUGUAAUAUAAGUAGCUCAAUAAUGGAACAUUGUUUUAAUGUUGCAUGAUUGCGAAUGUUGCAAUUUGUGAAUUGGAAUGAAGAAUGAAAGAAAACAACCCAAAAAUUAAAGUGCAGGCUCUCAACUUGUCUGCAGGUCACAUAUAAUUUAAUUAAUACACAUGAGCACAUUAAUGUUUAUCUACAGAUCAAACCUUUCGUCAGCUGUUACCACUUGCCUUGACUGAAACAUUUGCACCGCUGACUUAAAUGAUCAUUUAUAAUAAUCAUGUAGACCACAACGCAGUCUAUAGUUGAGCACCCCAGUGUUUUAAAAUUCAUUAAAAAUUUAUUCAGCAAAAUUGGUGACAUUUACAUUAAUAUGCAAAAUUGUAAAAAAAAAAAAGAAAUGAAGUGAUUGUCAAGCAUUAAUUAGUAUCGUGUAUUCUUGUCAUUAUAAACAACACUAAACAUCCUGCAGUAAGACUUGAGAUACAUAAAUUAACUUCAACAAUGGCACCGUUAUUACGAACGUGAGCUUCCAAAACAAUGCAAAGCAGAUGAUAAGGUAAGUUAUUAAAAUUCCAUAUUAAGACCACGUGCAGUACAACAGAGUAAUAGAAACAUAACUUUAAAGAUGUCUGAUGACCACUUUGUAGAGUGAGAGGAAAAAAGGAUUGUGCAAAGUACAGUGUGGACAGGCAGCUUGGUUUCAGCUAUGGUAUCAAUUCGAACUCUUGUUAGUGUCGAUGCUAUGCAAAUAUGCAUGACCCUCAGUGCUUCAUUAUAGAAAGAGAUUUUAAAAAGCGCUUCAUGAAAUGAGAUUUUUAAAAAUUACAGGAUUUCUGCUGGCCUCAUUUUAUCCCAAAAA